Molecule: messenger RNA, 1233 nt
Organism: Impatiens glandulifera
Lineage: Eukaryota; Viridiplantae; Streptophyta; Magnoliopsida; Ericales; Balsaminaceae
Product: ranBP2-type zinc finger protein At1g67325-like
Exons: 10
Coding region: 94-942 (282 amino acids)
Biological process (GO): regulation of DNA-templated transcription
Cellular component (GO): nucleus
Molecular function (GO): RNA binding; transcription coregulator activity
Source: RefSeq, a predicted model, not a curated record
UAAAAUAAAAUAAAUAAAAAACGAAACCCUCAUUCCUCUUCUUCAUCGGCUGAAUUCUUCAAUCUCUCUCCAACAAGUAUCAGCUGAUUUCUCAUGUCGAAGGUCGAUUACAGGAAUUCUUCUACAUCUAAACGAGCUCGUACCGAUGGUGGUCGAAGAGAAGAUGAUUGGACAUGUCCUAGCUGUGGAAAUGUCAAUUUCUCGUUUAGGACAACAUGCAAUAUGCGCAAUUGUCAUCAGUCUAGACCAGUUGAUCACAAUUUAAAAUUGGUGGGUAAUCCUAUGCAACAUUCCCAUUCCCAUUCCCAUGGUUUCUUGCCUCCAGUUCCUUAUGUUGGAUCGGGUGGACCAUCUUCGAUGUAUAUGGGUCUUCCACCUUAUGGGUCUUCGGUUUAUAAUGGUUCGUCUAUGCCUCGUUAUGACGUACCUCUUGCUCGGGGUUCACAUCUUCCUUACGAAUAUGGACGCCAUAUUUCAGGAGGCAGCCCAUAUAGGUCUCUGCCUCUAUCUAGUCCACCACCAUAUUCUGGUGGAAUGUACGGUAUGCCACCACCCAUGAUAGAUCGAUAUGGCCUGAUUAUGCCUAUGGGCCAUACUGCCAUGGGUCCAAGGAUUGAAUAUUUUUCUGAAGAGAAACCCCAUAAGAAAGAUGCAACACGCGAUAACGACUGGAAAUGUCCCAAUUGUCGGAAUGUUAACUUCUCUUUUAGAACUGUUUGCAAUAUGAGAAAGUGCAACACUCCAAAGCCUGGACCUCAGGUUGCCAAAUCUGAUAAGAAUCCAAAGCAAAGGUUGCCUGAGGGAAGCUGGAAGUGUGAAAAUUGCAACAAUGUGAAUUUUCCGUUUAGGAACAAAUGUAACAGACAGAAUUGUGGGGCCGAGAAACCAUCUGAGGAAGAUAUAAAGUCCCCUUCAGAAACAACAAAUGGAAAUGAUCAGUGAGUACUAGGUAUUUUUGUGGGGUUGAGAAGGUUGGUUCAGGGUUGUCGUCAGUCAGUCAUGUCAGUCAUCCUCGUCUUGCAGCGGUCGGUCAGUCGGUUUACUUUAUGGAAUCCUUGUUCUGAUACAUUGUGUCGGCCAAUAAUAGGUCUCCAUACUUUUGUUUUUUAGAUUGUUAUCGUGAAUUGAACUACUAUGUUGGUUGCUUGAAAACAUGACUAUUUUCGGUUUUAGGUCUGUCUGUCUGUUGGAAAAAUAUUUAAUUUGUCUAUCUAUAUAUGCAUCCUUAUAACA